Messenger RNA from Cydia fagiglandana, 1403 nucleotides. It is a transcript of the gene bwa, whose product is annotated as alkaline ceramidase. The record is from RefSeq and is a predicted model, not a curated record. Gene Ontology annotation, molecular function: hydrolase activity, acting on carbon-nitrogen (but not peptide) bonds, in linear amides. The transcript has 5 exons. Gene Ontology annotation, cellular component: membrane. Bases 136 to 945 code for a protein of 269 amino acids. NCBI's taxonomy places the organism in Eukaryota, Metazoa, Arthropoda, Insecta, Lepidoptera, Tortricidae. Gene Ontology annotation, biological process: ceramide catabolic process.
GCCAAAUAUACUUAGUAGCGAUUGAUGGAUUGAAAGUCAAAGUUUUGUUAAUUGCGCGUAAAACUCCUGAAUUAAAAAGAGCGAUUUUCUUUGUGGAAAUUCUUUGUUGGUAAACAAAGGAUUGUGAAUUCCAUAAUGUGGUCUCAUCUUCAACGGGGUAGUUCGCCCGUAGAUUGGUGCGAAUCUAAUUACUCUAUAUCUCCUAUGAUCGCCGAGUUCGUUAACACAGUCAGCAACAUCUUGUUUUUCCUGUUUCCACCGGUUCUCAUUCAUUUGUUCCAAGAGUAUGCAAAGUUUGUUAAUCCAGCCAUCAAUUUAUUAUGGAUUAUGCUGAUGGUAGUGGGCCUGAGCUCGGCCUAUUUUCACGCGACCCUCAGUUUAGUUGGUCAACUACUGGAUGAGAUAGCUAUACUGUGGGUGUUUAUUGCUACAUUCGCUAUGUUUCUGCCAAGAAGAUAUUUCCCCAAAUUCUUAGGAGGUAAUAGAAAAAUGCUAGCAUUGUACGCGUGUGUUUUCUCAUUUGUAUCAACUGGCUUCCUGCUGAUGUACCCAUUCGCAAAUGCCUUUGCUCUGAUGGCGCUCGUCGUACCCAGUUUAAUGUUCAUGUACAAGGAGUUAUUAAGAGUAAAAUGCGCGCGCGUGUACCGCUUAGGGUUGCGCAGCAUGGCCGUCUGUUUCCUAGCCCUAUUCUGCUGGAUCAUCGACCGCCUCUUCUGCGACGCCUGGCUCUCCAUCGACUUCCCCUACAUGCACGGCGUUUGGCACAUCCUUAGCUUCAUCGCCACCUACACGGCGUUCGUAGUGUUCGCCUAUUUCAAUGUCUCCGAGGAAAACCCGGACCAAAAACCUGUGCUCAAGUAUUGGCCAAGCAACGACUUCGAAUUGGGUAUCCCGUAUAUUUCUGUCAAACGUCCGUGUAAGAAAGAUGAAGAUUUGGCAAUAUAAAACGCUUUUUCUAUAUUUGUAAUAUGUAUUAAAGACAUGUUCACAUUAGGUUUGAUCAGCCGUACUCUUGGUGUACUGUAUCCGUAGUGUAAACACUCUAUUCUAAAUAUUAAGUAUGCCAACUGAUGGCUGACCGUAACCAAACUUAAUGUGCACGUGCCCUAAAUGAGUCGCUAAAUCGAAUGUGAUAUGUGAGUGUGAAUUAGACUGUAAAUCGUGAUGUCUUUGUUUAGCUAAACGCUGUAAAUGUAAAACAAAUGCAGCUCGCUGAACGUAGCGUAGGAUACCUAAUGUAAAUAAUGUGGUUUGAUUAUUACCGUGAAAUUCAAUUUAAAUAAGUUUAGAUACCAAAUAACAGUAGCCAAUCUAAACAUUCUCAAAUACCCGUUUUGUGUUCUGAUAUUUUUGAUCACAAUGUUCGGUCCGGUAACAAACUUCUAAUCGCUAUUGAACAGUGC